Messenger RNA from Sinocyclocheilus grahami, 1073 nucleotides. RefSeq names its product threonylcarbamoyladenosine tRNA methylthiotransferase-like. Gene Ontology annotation, molecular function: tRNA (N(6)-L-threonylcarbamoyladenosine(37)-C(2))-methylthiotransferase activity. Gene Ontology annotation, biological process: tRNA methylthiolation. The coding region runs from base 1 to 612 and encodes 203 amino acids. The record is from RefSeq and is a predicted model, not a curated record. Gene Ontology annotation, cellular component: endoplasmic reticulum. The transcript is spliced from 5 exons. NCBI's taxonomy places the organism in Eukaryota, Metazoa, Chordata, Actinopteri, Cypriniformes, Cyprinidae.
AUGAUGGUGAUCCGGCCAGAGGACUCCAGUGAGACAGAACACAUGGAUCAGAUGGACCAGAGCGUGAUCAUACACACAUGCAGUGAAACACACUGGGUCUGUCCUCGUGUGAAUCUUGAGCUAAACUCGCACAGAUCAGAGAUUCAUGGUUUGAAGCUCACCGGAGAGUCUUCUGCUCUAUAUCUCCUGAAAGGCUGUGAUAUCGGCGAGAGGCAGCGUGUGCUGGUCACGGAGGACUCCUUCGAUUCGCAGUACUACGUCGCUCACAACAAGUUCUACGAGCAGGUUCUGGUACCCAAGAAGCCAGAGUUCAAAGGGAAGAUGAUCGAGGUGGACAUAUACGAGGCUGGGAAGCACUACAUGAAGGGCCGGCCGGUGGAGGACGCGCGGGUCUUCACUCCCUCCAUCGCUCAGCCUCUUCAGAAGGGACAGGUGUCUGGACUCCCUCAGGAGCUGAAGGCGACCCAUCAGAACGGUGCCUGUGCUUCGGUGGCUUCCUCUGCGCUCGUGGGACAGUCCUGGAGGUUUGACGGUGAUGGACUCAAGCUGCUGUCAUUGGGACUCGCUCUGGCUGCUGUAAUCGUGGCUCUUGUGAUUGAGAAGCUCCACUGACGCAGUAAAGUCAACUCAACGUGUCGGCCUUAUAGAGUGAGCAGCGACCCGAGAACUUAAACCUGUGCUCAAAUAUAACGUCUUGUGUUUUAAGGUCAAAUAAAUGUAAAUGAGGCUGGAUGGUUUGGGACAUUUCGUUUUUUAACUGCUAAUUAAAGACUGUGUUUAAAUUUUAAAGGCUGAAACCUAUUUUGCUUGCUAGUGACGCCAUCCAUUGUGACGUUUUAGAAAAGCUUUCUUUUUUGUGAAGUGCUUUUUUUGUUUGUAGAAAUCGAAGCCUCUUUGCCUAUGAACGAGGACAGCUUGAAUGCGUUUUUGGCUUUCUGUUCAUUUUCAAUCCCAGCAGUCAUUCAUUCUCAGGCCAGGUGUCUCACUGUUGGCUUUGGGCUAAGAGCAGCAGACUCUUCCCGUCUUUGUUCUCAGCAUAAAGCACGUCUAAUAAAUGAGACUCCACACUCUCA